Molecule: messenger RNA, 855 nt
Organism: Aureobasidium musti
Lineage: Eukaryota; Fungi; Ascomycota; Dothideomycetes; Dothideales; Saccotheciaceae
Source: the annotation of a GenBank genome assembly
AUGGACUACGACUUCGGCAACGAGAUCCGUUGGGAUCUCGGCGAGGAGAAGCCUUACGAAUACUGGGCAGAGCUGAUAGGAGAAGAGGACUCCGAGGACGACAACGGAGCCUCCGUUGUACCAGCUGAAGAUGCCUCCAUCCGCAAGCAAAUUACCGAAGUCCAAGACUUGCUUCACCACGACCCGGAUACUAAAUCCCACAUCACUGUGCCAAGUGACGACGAGGAUGGCGAGCCUGUCGUCGAUGAAGAGAAAGAGAUCUUUCAGGACACAGAAUUUGCUGUCCUGGCACUUGGAGAAGAUCCGGCGCACCAUGAGAUCGAGAGCGUCAGAGAACCUGCAGACGACGAGUAUGAAGAAGACGAGGACAAGAACGGCAUCGUCGUCAUCAAGAAGCGCAGUGACCUCGGAGCCCAAGCAGAUGUCGAAGAAAAGCUGCCAGUCCUCAACGAUAAGGUGGCCCGCAACUACAGAAUGAGCAUCAACACCAUAAUGCUGAGAUAUGAUGCCAAUGUGAAGCACACAUCUCGCGACAAGGACAUUCCCAAAUGGGAAAUUGUCAACUGCACAACCCACAAAGACAUCGACACAAGCGCAAGCUAUGCAUUCAUGCUCGGCGAUCAGAUCGAUUCGCUCGAAGAGGUAGCAGAACAUCUGAAGCAGGAAAAGACCAUCAAAGAUGGAAGAGAGAACUGGAUCCCAUUCGGAGAUGUAUACCGUCAUCCAACAACUCACAACAUUGAGGUUCGUGCCAUGUCUGAGGGCAACCUGGAAAAGUUGGCAAAGGCCAUGGACAUGUCUAUCGAGGAAGUUCUCAAGAAGCUUGCCGAACAGGUCGGCAACUACGAGAGGUAA